Bipolaris zeicola 26-R-13 is the source of this 303-nucleotide messenger RNA. RefSeq lists its product as uncharacterized. The transcript has a single exon. The record is from RefSeq and is a predicted model, not a curated record. Lineage: Eukaryota; Fungi; Ascomycota; Dothideomycetes; Pleosporales; Pleosporaceae. The coding region runs from base 1 to 303 and encodes 100 amino acids.
AUGACCAUGCCUAAUAAAUCCAGCCUCAUAUUGCGGGGCGCCACUGCAUCCGAAACGACGCCGGUUGAUGCAACACCCGACCAAAAAACGAAUGCCGUGCCCAAUCAGGCAAAUUCCGGGGCUUGGAAUGCUGCAUCGGCGAAUAGUAAACAUGGGUGUAAAUUGAGUGCUGAUGAGCACGCGCUUCCUGACAGGUGCCAAGAAAGCUUGGUUGGAGCGAUGCAAUCUACAUGUGUGACAAACAAUGGAUUAGAGCCACAAGUUACGCAGAAUCAGGGAUUGACGAGAUACUCAGUGGAGUAG